Molecule: messenger RNA, 5527 nt
Organism: Ornithodoros turicata
Lineage: Eukaryota; Metazoa; Arthropoda; Arachnida; Ixodida; Argasidae
Exons: 2
Coding region: 2530-4806 (758 amino acids)
Biological process (GO): DNA replication
Molecular function (GO): DNA-directed DNA polymerase activity; DNA binding; nucleotide binding
Source: RefSeq, a predicted model, not a curated record
CGCGAUCGCCUCAGGGGGGGAACAGUCUGCUUUCACUCGCUUCACAAGUAAGUUAUUCCCUCCUUUACUUGUUGCACGUUUCUUACUGAUGCGCGUUUAUUUUCAGUGCCUCGGUGUGUGUUCUGCUUUUUUGAUCCUCACGAUAUCGAGGAUGAAUCGGACGACGACGACGAUUCUCGGGACGGCGCACCUCCUACACUGUCUGCUCACGUGAUGCGAUCGCACCCCGACGUGGAUACAUCCUUCCUGCCCUUCUUCCAGACUGACGCUGCAUUUAGAGGUAUCGUCAAAAGAUUCACGCUAUUGGCAUCUGUUCACGAUCAGGGAGUAGAGGAUUUGCGACAAUAUUUAAUGAGUCACUUUCACGAUAUGCUCGCCAUAUUGAGAGCGCAAAGAAUACCCUUUAGGUUUUGCAUUUGUUCCGAUGUUUUAAUGGUGAAGGAAACUCGGGGGGAGAUAACCGCGCACAUAGCCCACUUUAUGGCGUUUGCUCGCGAAGUCCACAGCGACGGAGCCGUCGCGAAUACCCUAAUGGACGCGAUUCAGGAGUCCACGGGACGCGUAGAAAAUUAUCAGCGGGGAGGGAGCGGGUUCGUGUCCACCGACGUCCAAAAGGUUCAAAUAUGCAUUUCCGCGGUGAAAACUAAAAAAUUCGGAUGCAAAGGGGCACUUCCCGAUCAUUUGGCUAAACGCAGGAACGUGCUGACGAAUAUUCAUUUACCGGCACAUAAGGAGGGUGAGUGUUUUAAAUACAAUACGCUUGCCCUCCUGCACCCGCAGGAAAGUAAUUCGUGGCAAAAAUGUGAAAACUAUGUCGUGGAGUACUGGUGGCCUAGUCGCUUCCCCGUUUCCUACUCUGAUCUGGACGAAUUCGAAGAUAAAAACAAGAUAUCCGUGUACGUAUACGAGUACGUCGAUCAGGGAGUGCACGUGUCGCGAUCCCCAAAACUCGAGUAUGAAAAGAAAAUUCACUUAUUGGCUGUAGAUGAACAUUUUUUCGGAAUCAAGUCUCUCGAGCGCUUACUGAUGAGAGACAACAGGCGUUUCCUAUGCGAGCGUUGCACGCGCUCUUUUAACAAGGAAGAGAGCAUGGCGAAACCAGGGGCGCGAAGCUGUAGUAUAAAUCUAUUGUAGCAGGAACCUCACGUGACCUCCGGAGCUGGACCAAUGUCUGAGGACUAGCCACCCUAUUUUUUUUUCUUUUUUGAUUAUGUCGCGAAUGACGUAAAUGACGUGUCAUCCGUUUCUCUCUUACUACUUUCCUCCUCUCUGCUCUGCUUCCCGUCCUCUUUUGUUGUUCCUUUUUUUCUUCCAUGCACUGUUUUUUUGUUCACGUUUGUCGGAAUGUAGUGGGAGUUACAGGAAUACGACUGAGCCUUGGUUGUUUUUGUCACACGAAGUAUUUUAUUGUGCGACAUACGGUUAUGCAAGCAAGACGUACACAGGAUGACAUUUAUAUUGCUCCAAAAUUUGCUUGAAGAAGCCUGAUGAUGUCGGAUUGCCUCUGGCAAGGACUGCUACUGGGAACUGGAGCUCAGUGGCUGCAAGAUGAAAACAAUUGGUAUCAGAUAUAUGGUUAUGCAUGUGAAAGUUGCAAUGUAAAUAGAAAGAAUAAAGGUGCUAUUGAACGCGAAAAAUAAGAACGGUGGUAGGGUUGUGAGAAGCUCGCAGUCAUGGGGUGUGAUGAGCGACCUUAGUACGAAAAAUACCUUUUAUUGCGCUACUUCACAAUUAUAUAUUCAGACCGAUUAGCCUGACAAUCUUGGCUUUGGCGCUACGUACAGAACAGCUACUAAGUCAACGCGUCUGACGAAACUUGUCGAGCGAAAUCACCAAGAAUCAGACUUAUAAGGCUUACAGUAGCGUCAUACCUUUAUACAGUACGACGUGAACGGGUAUUUAAUCAUAACAUUUAGAUGAUAUUGUUCCACGAAAAGUAAUAUCGUCUACCAUCGUAUCUGCAAAACUACGCUGUCUGUCUCGGUCACCGCGUAUUCCGGUAACUGUUAAGCAACUUAUUCACAAUACACGAAGUGAAUGCGGUGUUGUAAGGCAACAAGCAACGACAAAUGACUUACCUCUCGGCAGUCGUUGACCAGGUAUCGGGUACGAGGCGUUCGGACGCUCGAAUAGUUUCUACACCAAGAAGCAGAGCACAAAUGUUGCGCAGGCAUCUUCCCUGGCAGCUGUGACUGUUCGAGGACGCUCACAUGAUACAGCUUGCGUUUUUAAACAGGAAAAAUCAGAACUCAUAGUCCAACACAACCGGCACACAACACGAGCCGUCCGAAACGGACGCCGGCGACUCCGUGGACGCCGGUUCCGACCGGCACAGCCGCCGCGCUGUCGCCUGUUCGAGCGCUCGCGAACAAAUUUCAAAACAGCCAAUCAUGGCUCAGAAAACGAAUUCAUCCUCAUGGGAACCAAUCAGUAAUCACUAGCCACCGGAUGUCUCCAUGACGUUCAAUUUGUGACGUUUUCUGACGUCCGAUGACGUGAAACGCAUGAAGCGCCUCACUUUAUCCCGCAAUGGAACUGGCGAGUUUCGGGCCCUUGGCGAAACAUCGUCGCCUGUGCGCGGACGUAAACGAAAUCAUAUUGGAAUUUUGCGAACCGGGCAAAAACUUUGUAGAAUUUACUAAAAUACAGUACAAGCAGCAGUACAACUACGUCGUCGCGUUGGACACGGAGAGCGUACUCGCGCCCAGCGGUGUUGGCAUGCAGCGUCACGUCACCUCGAGCUUCUGUGCCGUGCUCGUACGCACCCACGACUCGAAGGUGAUGCGCAUCAGGACGCACCACGGUGAAGAUUCCGCGAGGCAGUGCGUCAGAGCUUUGAUGGAAAUGCGGGACGAGAUGAUCGCCCUGAACGCCUGCCCCGCGGAAAUGGUGCUGAAUGAUGAGCAACGAGCGCGGCACAGAGCUGCCACCCACUGCGCGUACUGCGGGCGGGAGUUCGCGCAAGAUCUAUCCCGUGUCCGGCACCACGACCAUUCCAAGCGUUGUACCGCUGGCGAGACAAAUUACAUCGCAACGCUGUGCAACCCCUGUAACGUGGCGUGCACGACGCGGGAAAAACUGCCCAUCAUGGUGCACAAUCUGGCCUACGAUUUGGUCGGACUACUGCGGGAAUUUCACCUUCUCGAGUGGAAGCGAGCUCCCUUCAUCGUGGCCAGUUCCAUGGAAAAAAUCCGAUCGUUCGAAAUUGGCACCUUCCUAUUCAGAGAUACCAUGCAGUACCUAAAUUCGUCGCUGGGAGAGCUCGUGGAAACCGUCAAAUCCAUGGGGGGCGCAGAGGCGUUCCAAUGCCUGAAGCAGGUAUUUGGAGACGACUACGAAAUUUUGCUUCGUAAAGGUGUAUUCCCGUACAGCCACGUUAGCUCGUUCGCGGUCUACGACGAAUUGGCUCUGCCGGCAAAAUCCGCCUUCCGAAACGAUCUGACGGGGGAGGAUAUAAGCGACGAAGACUAUCAGUACGCACUGCGCGUAUUUGAACGUUUUGGAUGCUCGAAUCUGAGGGAUUAUAAUGCAUUGUACCUGAAAACGGAUGCUCUGUUACAUGCUGACGUAAUGCAGCACUUCCGGCGCCUGUGCUACGACGCGCGCGGAUUGGAAUUGCUUCAUUGCGUUUCUCUGGCAUCCUAUUCGUGGCAAUGCGCUCUAAAUUACACGCGGGCAAAAUUGGAGCUGAUCAUCGCCGAGGACAUGUACCGGACCAUCGAAUCGGGUGUUAGAGGUGGACUCUGUCAGGCGAGCAGGUGUCAUUUACGGGCUAACAACCCGCUGUGCAGUGGCUACGAUCCCGAUAAAGAGGAGGUGUACAUAUCGUACAUAGAUUGCAACAAUCUUUACGGAUUCAGUAUGAUAAAGCACCUCCCCGUCAGCGAUUUCGAAUGGGUCGAGGAUUUUAGCUCCGUGGAUUUUAUGCGUCAUCCCACAGAUUCGGACGUGGGAUACGUGUACGUGUGCGAUUUGGAGUAUCCAAAAUCUAUCCACGCGCUGACGCGGUGCUUCCCCCUGGCUCCCGAGAAGGCUCUCGUUCCGAAGGAAUGGCUCUCACCAUUCCAGCGAGGGCUCCUCGAAGAGUUAAUGUAUCAGCCGGCGAACAGCAAAAAGCUGCUGCUCACGUGCAAGGACAAGGUCGAGUACGUCAUUCAUUACGCGCUGCUCGCGCUCUAUUGUAGACUGGGCAUGCGGGUGACGAAAAUUCACAGAAUUCUAAAAUUUCGUCAGGCACCAUUCCUGCGUCCCUACAUUGAGGACAAUGUUGCCAGACGCGUCGCAUCGAGCACGACGUUCGAGAAAAAUUUCUAUAAAAUCUCAAAUAAUGCGGUCUUCGGGCGUACGUUGCUAAAUAAAUUUAAUAUGCGAGACAUUCGAGUAGCCUUCGAUGAGGAGACGGCGAGUCGCCUCGGGAGUCAGGCGGAAUGCAUGCGAAUGGAAAUUUUGUCCCCCCAUUGUGUCAUGUACGAAAUGCGCAAGAGAAAAGUGCGAUGCGAUUUCCCCCUGCAGAUUGGCUUCACGAUUUUAGAACUGAGUAAGUUAACCAUGUACUCGUUCUAUUAUGAAACCCUGCUGAGCAAGCUCACUUGUCCGGUGAUUACCUGCUACUUUGACACGGAUUCUCUGAUCCUCGGCCUAUUCUGCAAGGACUACGAAGAUCAGUUACGCGCGAUCGCCGACGACCAUUUAGACUUGUCUUCCUUCGAUCGUGAUCAUCCACUGUACAGCGAGAGGAAUCGCGGUAGACUUGGCGCGUUCAAAAGUGAAACGGGUAGCGUACCCAUCGAGGAAGUAUAUACAUAGCGUACCCAUCGAGUAAUAUGCCUGAAAGCCAAAAUGUAUUCCAUCAAAUUAGCCGGGGGAAAACAAAUUGCAAGAGCUAAAGGGGUCAAAAAGAACAUUGUGCGCAAACACCUCCUCCAUGACACGUACCGCGAUACCCUAUUCAAGCACGCCAGCGUAUCGCACGAACAGGUGUCAAUAGUGGGAAAGAAACAGUGCAUGUACACCAUCAGAAAUGUGAAAAGAAGUCUGAUGGCGUACGACGACAAACGAUAUCUCUACAAUGACGUGGACUCCUACCCAUACGGAAGCUGCGAAUAUGAUAAUGCGGUGGACGAGUAGGAGUAGCGUCAUUUGACCUGCGUCACUGGAAGGAUGUGGUACCUCGUUCUCUUCUCGCUCGUCUCGUGCGCACUGGCGCUGCACGCCGGCAACUGUACGGCGAGCAUCAAGCUGGAGAAGGAUAAGCACACGUACGCGCACGAAUGCCCCGGCGACAUCUUGGCCAUCAGGGAGUGGCACGUGGUACCUAUGCGGUCCGGCAUUAACCUGGACAGGAACGCUACUGGAUCGUUGCGUACGUGCCUUCACUCGCUGGACGUGAGCGACAGCUACCAAGAUAUCCAGUGCACGCAGAAGUGCCAACUCACGGAGGACGAAAUUUUUCUCAGCCGCUGUCCCGGAGACGUCUACAUGAUCCGUCACUUCCGUGGAACCAUGCCCAGCAUCAAGGGAAUCAACC